UACCAUCUUUCCAUCAGAUGCUAAUUUAAAUUUUAUUUUCAUAAUGCAUUUUUUUUCCACAUUUCUGAUUUAUUAUUUCAUAAUCACUAAAUAUGUAUAUUGCUCAAAUUGUUCAUAUAAAAAGAAAUGUAAUCUGGGUGAGCCUGAUAUGAUAAAUGUGCAUAUUGUAGCACAUACACAUGAUGAUGCUGGUUGGCUUAAAAAUGUUGAUGAAUAUUACAUAGGAAGCAAAAAAUUUAUAGAUAAGGCUGGUGUUCAAUAUAUCAUUGAUUCAGUUCUCAAAAGUUUGGAUGAAAAUCCUGAUAGAAAAUUUUCUUAUGUAGAAGGAAGUUUUAUGCAAAGAUGGUUAUCAAGGCAUGAAUUUCAAAGACACCAAAUACAACGUUUUGUUGAUAAUGGUCAAUUAGAAAUAUUGUCGGGCGGCUGGGUAAUGAAUGACGAGGCUUGCUCUCACUACAAUGAUAUUAUAAAUCAAAUGACUUUAGGAUUAAAAAUGUAUAAAGACACGUUUGGAGAUUGUGGUAUCCCAAAAACCGGAUGGCAAAUAGAUCCUUUCGGACAUUCUGCGGCCCAAGCCGAUAUAUUCGCGAAGCUCGGCUUUGACGGGACAUUUUUUGGGCGAAUUUCUGACGAUUUUAAAGAUACUAAAUCAUCUGAACGCGGAUUAGAAUUUUUGUGGCAUCCUUUGCCAAAUUUUGCCGAGAUGUAUACAAGUACUGCUCAAUCAAUUAACGACACGACAUCGAAGUCUACAACACCUAGCGAUAUGUUUAUAUCCAUCUUAGACAAUUUAUACCAACCUCCUGCUGGCUUUUGCUUCGACAUUUUAUGCGACGAUGAUCCUAUACAAGAUGAUGAAGGGGCCAGUGAUUACAAUGUUCCCGAAAAAGUUAAUGCUUUUCUCAGCUCCUUAAUUAGGCAAUCCAAAAAUUACGAUACAAACCACCUAUUAGUUACAAUGGGAAAUGAUUUUAAUUAUCAAGCAGCCGACAAUUGGUAUAAAAACCUGGACAAACUCAUUAAAUACGUCAAUAAACAAAGAAGCCUGCCUAAAUUUUCCUUAAAAUUCAACCUUAUAUAUUCCACGCCUGGAUGUUAUUUAUAUGCUUUACACAACGCAAAGGGAGACCUUAAUAGCACUUCACAUAGUUUAAAUAAUUUAAACUUAUAUAAAUCCGAAUUAAUAGACAAUAAUCGACCUUUCAAAUCAAAGAGACAGCCAAAAAUAUCAGAUAACAAUUAUGGUGAUUAUUGGCCGGAAAUUAACGGGGGUGAUUUUUUUCCCCUGGUUAAUUUUAUUACGAAUAUAUGGACGGGAUAUUUUAGCAGUCGACCCACGUUAAAGGGCAUGAUCAGAGACAGUAGUCGUUUUUUGCAUAUUUGUAAGCAAAUAGAAUCCCUAAGCGGUUUAGAUAGAAACCAAGAUAUCAUGUCGCUAGAGAGAGCCCAAGCUAUAGCUCAGCACCACGACGCUGUCACCGGAACAGCCAAGCAGGCCGUUACUUAUGAUUAUAUCCAUAGAUUGUAUUUGGGACAACUGGAAUGUGAAAUGGCCAUUGAAGAAGGUUUGCAAAGAUUGGCAGUGAUCAAGCCUAACCAAAAGGUUAACUUUUGCCCUUUACUCAAUAUUAGCAAUUGCGUUUUCACUCAAACACAAUCAGAAUUCGAUAUACUACUUUACAAUCCUUUGCCUUGGGACGUUGAACAUUAUGUCCACAUUCCUGUAAGAAGCAAUAAUUUAGAAGUUUUCAGCGAUAAGGAUGAACCAGUUCUACAACAGCUUUCUUUCGUUCCACGCUCGAUUAACCGGGUUCCUGAACGUUAUUUAGAUGCCGACCAGGCCACAUUUCCAUUAGAUCGCCAAUCUGAUUGGACCCUCACCUUAAAGGCUGAAGUUCCAGCCCUGGGCACUUCUUGUUACCAAAUAAAGUCCACAACAAAAAAGCAAUCUGAUGUAUCCAAGCUCUUACUUAAUUCGCCAUAUUAUUAUAAGCCUUUUCUUAGUGAUAUAUCCACUCUAAUGGAUGUUUCAUACAAAUACAGACAAAACGAAAUAAAUGCUAAUCUUAUACAACCCAUUAUCAAAUCCGCUGAAAAUAGUGAGUCUUUGCUCCUAUCUCAAGUGCCUAGACAGAGGAAAGCGAAAUCUGGUGCCAAGUUAUUCUUAGAAAAUAAGAAUUUGAAAUUAACUUUUGACCCCGACACUAAUCAAAUCCAGACCUUGGUUAACAAAAUUUCGAAGUUGAAAGUUAAACUUAAUCAAACCUUUUGGUGGUAUGGGACCAGGUUAACACCUAGCUCUGGGGCUUACAUAUUUAGACCUAAUGCGUAUGAAGCUAAUGAUAUAUCGUCCUUUUUUGACGGCAUUGAUUUGGAAAUUAUUAAAGGUCCUUUAUUUCAGCAAGCGAGGCAAAUUUUUUCUUCUUGGCUUUACCAAGAGAUAACACUUUAUGAAGGAGCAUCAUAUUUAGAAAUGGCUUGGACGGUUGGUCCUAUACCAAUACAUGACCAAAUACCCAAAGAAAUCAUUAUCAGAAUAGAUUCCGACAUUCGUUCUUCUGUAAUUAAAAAAAACGUGGCUAAGCGAAAAUCGAAAAUCUCCAAAGAAGACGUAGAUGACACCUUCUCCAAGAUCAAUAAAUUUUACACCGAUUCUAACGCUAGAUUCAUGGUUCCGCGGUCUGUAAUGAUAUCUGAAAAUAUCAAUAACACUCAGAAUGAUCAAAAUUCAGAAGACUGGGAUGUUAAUUUUAUAUCCAAGCAGUAUUAUCCCGUCGAUUCUAAAAUAUUCAUUAAGGAUGAGGAGGGAAAUGAUAAUAAAUUACAAAGGCAGUUAGGAAUAGUUAACGAUAGAGCUCAAGGUGGAACCUCUCUAAAAGAAGGAAGCUUGGAAUUGAUGUUGCACAGGAGACUCAUUUAUGAUGAUAGUUUAGGAGUAGGCGAACCUCUUGAUGAAAUGGGGUCAAAUGGUCAAGGUUUGAUUGCGAGGGGGAAGAAUUUGUUGGUUUUUGAUAAUACCUUGCAAUGCAAUAAAUUAAUGACGCAAUUAGCUCAAUCAGUUUAUCUAUCCCCUCAAGCCAUGUUUUUAACGCGUAAUGAAUCUGUAGUUCCUACUUCGAAACAGUUUAUAUUCAACGCGUUCCCCCCUAAUUUACAUCUCCUUACUCUCUAUCAAUGGGGUAAGCGUAUAUUAUUAAGACUGGAACAUAUUUAUUCACCAAACGAACACCCCGAAUUAUCGAAAUCCGUUACCAUUGAUAUUAAGAAUAUAUUUAAAACAUUUACUGUCGAAUCAUACAUCGAAAUGAGUUUGGGUGUUAAUCAAAAUCAAAGCAGCUUACAUAGGUAUAGUUGGCCUACUAAAUCCAACAUCAAUUUUAACAUCAACACGGAAGAACGACAAAAAGAUAAUCAGCCCAAUAUCACCCUUAACCCGCUUGAUAUUAAAACUUACCUUUUAACGAUAACUAUGAAAUCAUAGGUUAUUGAUUUAUAUUCUUAUUAUAAAUAAUUUUAUAGAAAAUUAUUUGUUCCGGGCCACAAUUAUUUUUUUACAUCAAAUUCAUAAAUAUAAAUGUAAAAUUAUUUUAUAUUUGCGUUCAAGUUAAUAAUUGUUUAAAAUCUGGAAAUAAUUAAUUUAUUAUCAAUUCAUUCAUAAUAAUAUUAAAUAUUGAAUUUAUUGUAAGAUUAAUAAUGUUAAACAUUUCAAAAUUCGCUUUUAUUUUUGAUUCUAAAACGAAUAAUAUAACAAUUGCUUUUAUUUUCUCCAUUCUUGAAGAUUUUUUUUAAAACUCGUUUGAUAUUUUACCAGUUCGCUACCCAUUUUUUUAAAAAAAAAGGAGCCUCCCUUUUCUCUCCUACGAUUCUUCUAAAUAUAAGUAAUAUUUUAAUGAUUUGUCCAAAAAAGUCAUUUUUUCCCCUUAUAAAUUUAUUAAAUUCAAUCAUACAUUAUUACAAAGGCACAUUCUCAAUUAUAUUUGUA
Messenger RNA from Gordionus sp. m RMFG-2023, 3982 nucleotides. Its product is annotated as lysosomal alpha-mannosidase-like. Gene Ontology annotation, biological process: mannose metabolic process. The transcript is spliced from 20 exons. The record is from RefSeq and is a predicted model, not a curated record. Gene Ontology annotation, cellular component: lysosome. Lineage: Eukaryota; Metazoa; Nematomorpha; Gordioida; Chordodea; Parachordodidae. Bases 44 to 3481 code for a protein of 1145 amino acids. Gene Ontology annotation, molecular function: carbohydrate binding; alpha-mannosidase activity.